AUGAGUCGCCUGGGGAGGUGGGACUUUUCACACUUCUUGUCAGUUGAAGAGAAUCUUGCACACCAUAUGUUCCAACAGACACACCAAGCCGGCACUUCAGGAAUACACAGACAAACAGGCAGAGACAGCGGAUCAGAAGUAACCACGGAAGAUGGAAAUUUAAACCGUGGAGGCCUAUACUCUACACACCUCUUAGGAGAUGUGGUACCUGAGGGAACAGCCAGCCAUGCCAACCAAUCGCACACACUGCUGCUAUUGACGCACAAUAAUAGGUUCCUGCGUGUGGAUAUUGUGUCCUCCCUGAAGCUGGUGCUCUACCAAGUAUGGCUCAUCGAUGUACACUUCACCUCUUGUUUACCAGUGAAAAUAAUGGAAGAGCCCUUAGGGGCAGUCCCCCUCCAAAAUCUUUGUGCACUCAUGGGUCUGGUGAUGACAGAGGGGCCUAUGGUGCGUGACGAGCAAGGGAGGGUGUGCUACCGCUGCCUCUACUGCCCACGCAUUGACUCCGACAAGAGCAAGUGGCGGCGACACCUCCGGACGCACACAGGGGAAAAGCCUUAUCAGUGUGCAAAGUGCCCAUACCGUGCUACUACGAAACAUGCUGUUGUUCGACAUGACAAGUUCAGACAUUCUGUAGAGGGAGCUGCACUCUAA
Messenger RNA from Penaeus vannamei (Pacific white shrimp), 654 nucleotides. The record is from RefSeq and is a predicted model, not a curated record. Lineage: Eukaryota; Metazoa; Arthropoda; Malacostraca; Decapoda; Penaeidae.